Messenger RNA from Mesitornis unicolor (brown roatelo), 936 nucleotides. Its product is annotated as olfactory receptor 10A5-like. NCBI's taxonomy places the organism in Eukaryota, Metazoa, Chordata, Aves, Mesitornithiformes, Mesitornithidae. Gene Ontology annotation, molecular function: G protein-coupled receptor activity; olfactory receptor activity. Gene Ontology annotation, cellular component: membrane. The record is from RefSeq and is a predicted model, not a curated record. Gene Ontology annotation, biological process: G protein-coupled receptor signaling pathway.
AUGAAGCCAACAGAAGGACAUGAGCCAGGAAACCACACUCUGCUGACUGACUUUGUCCUCUCUGGAUUGUCCAACCACCCCGAACUGCAGCUCUUGCUGCUCUUCACAUUCUGCUGAAUUUAUACCAUCACCAUCACUGGGAACUUUCAAAUCUUCAUGGUCACAGUGCACCCGAGGCUCCACAUGCCCAUGUACUUCUUCCUCCGCAUCCUGUCCUUCCUGGAUAUUUCCACAGCAUUGGUUGUUGUUCCCAAGAUGCUGGUAAACCUCUUGUCAGAGGACAGGAGCAUCUACAUGGGCUGUGCCACUCAGCUCUACUGUGUGAUUUUCUUAGGAACCACUGAGUGCUACCUUUUGGCAGCCAUGGCCUAUGACCGUUACGUGGCCAUAUGCAACCCCCUUAGAUAUGCAAUCAUCAUGAACAGUAGAGUUUGUUUUACCUUGGUCCGGCUGUCAUGCUGCAGUGGUAAUGUUGUGUCUGUGGUGCAGACAGCUUGAGUGUUCACAUUGCCAUUCUGUGGGCCCAGGAAGAUUAACUACUUCUUCUGUGACAUUCCCCCACUCAUUAUGCUUUCCUGCUCUGACACCUCUUCGUAUAAAGCCACAGUGAUGGUCAUCUUUACACCAUUUUGUCUCAUCCUGGUGUCCUAUGGCUGCAUCAUCUCCAGCAUCCUGAAGAUUUCCUCUGCAGAGGGCAGACACAAGACCUUCUUGACCUUCUUCUCCUCACACCUUAGGGUUGUAACACUGUGUUAUGCAAGUGGGACCUUGAUUUACUUAUGGCUGAAAUCUAGUAAUUCACAGGACACUAAGAAAGACCUAGCUCUCAUAUACAUGACCAUAGUUCCCACAUUAAAUCCCUUGAUUUACAGUCUGAGAAAUAAAGAAGUGAAAGGAGUACUAAGCAGAAUGAUGGCUGAGUUGAUGAAGAAAUAA